Molecule: messenger RNA, 4865 nt
Organism: Paramormyrops kingsleyae
Lineage: Eukaryota; Metazoa; Chordata; Actinopteri; Osteoglossiformes; Mormyridae
Product: neuropilin-1a-like
Biological process (GO): response to wounding; sprouting angiogenesis; neural crest cell migration
Cellular component (GO): plasma membrane; axon; focal adhesion
Molecular function (GO): semaphorin receptor activity; vascular endothelial growth factor receptor activity; vascular endothelial growth factor binding
Source: RefSeq, a predicted model, not a curated record
UUCAGCGCCAGUGUAUGGUAGUAAUGCCACUCCACAGAUGUUGGGGCUGCCUGCUCGCUUCUUGUCAGUGCUGAGAGCGAUCGGGCGAGCGCCGUGCAUGCUGCAUCCUGACACUUCUCCAAAAACUAAGACGCUUUCAUUUGUCUCCACUAACAGCCGAGGAUUUGCACGGUCGAUCGGUGGGAUUUUAUGAAACUGGACGUGUGAUUUUUUUCUUACUCUUCUCUCGGAUUAGUGUCCCUUACUUAGGAAAUGGCAAAGCGUGUACCUGGGAGAAGAUCGGGAGUGGGGAAAUGAGAUUGGAAAGCGCAGCUGAAUGACACGGGGGAUGCGAGCGACCUGAAGAGCUUUAAGACGCAUUUCUGCGACGUCGAGGCGUUUCGCUUGUUGCUUCUGCUCCAGACGAACGGGAUUAAUCCUUGAGGAGAGUCGCUUUCUCGUUUUCUUUUAUUUUCCUUUCAACACAAGGAUGUCUUGUGGAUUCCUGAUUGUCAUUUUGUUGAAAACAUUCAUUGCUGUAGUUCUUGGCGAUACAUGCGGGGGAAACAUCCAAAUAACCAAUGCAAGUUAUCUUACUUCACCUGGCUACCCAACCUCAUAUGGACCAUCUCAGAAAUGCGAAUGGGUGAUCCAAGCUCCAGAGCCGUACCAGAAGAUCUUAAUCAAUUUUAACCCUCAUUUUGAUCUCGAAGAUAGAGAUUGCAAGUAUGACUACGUGGAGGUGCGCGACGGCACCGACGAGAACGCCAAGACCGGAAAGUUCUGCGGCAAGAUCGCCCCCACCCCCAUGAUCUCGUCAGGGAACCAGCUCAUCAUCAAGUUCGUGUCCGACUACGAGACGCACGGGGCCGGAUUCUCCAUCCGCUACGAGGUCUACAAAACGGGACCAGAAUGUUCCAGGAACAUCACCUCCACCAAUGGAGUCAUCACGUCCCCCGGGUUCCCCGAGAAGUACCCCCACAACCUGGACUGCACCUUCAUGGUCUUCGCCCCUGACAUGUCUGAGAUCAUCCUGGACUUUGAGAAGUUCGACAUCGAGCUGGGGAAUGCACCGCACUGCCAGUACGACCGCCUGGAAAUCUGGGAUGGUUUCCCUCAAGUGGGCCAGCACAUCGGCCGCUACUGCGGACAGGAUUCGCCGGGCCGCAUCGUGUCCUACACCGGCAUCCUCUCCAUGACGCUCAACACGGACAACGCCGUCGCCAAAGAGGGCUUCUCAGCCAACUUCAGCGUGGUCAGGAGGACGGUUCCUGAAGACUAUGUGUGCAAGGAGCCGCUGGGGAUGGAGUCGGGCGAGAUCACAGGCAGGCAGAUCAAAGCCUCCUCCCAGUACAACAGCAACUGGUCCGCUGGCCGCUCGCGCCUCAACUACCAUGAGAACGGCUGGACCCCGGCGCAAGACUCCAACAAGGAGUGGAUACAGGUGGACCUGGGUUUUCUCCGCCUGGUUACAGCUAUCGGUCUGCAAGGAGCCAUCUCCAAGGAGACCCAGCGUGGUUACUAUGUCAAGUCUUACAAACUGGACCUGAGCUCCAACGGCGAGGACUGGGUCCCCCUGAGAGAGAACUCUAAGCCCAAGGUGUUCACUGGUAACUCCAACCCCACCGACGUGGUGAAGGCGACGCUGCCCAAACCCACGCUCACCCGUUUCAUCCGCGUCCGGCCCGUCUCCUGGGAGCAGGGCGUCUCCAUACGCUUCGAGGUGUACGGCUGCAAGCUCUCAGAAUACCCAUGCUUCAAUAUGCUCGGCAUGGUGUCCGGCGCCAUCUCCGAGUCCCAGAUCACGGUCUCCUCGCAAGUGGACCGCAGCUGGGUACCUGAAAACGCCCGCCUGCUGACGGGCCGUGCGGGCUGGACCGUGCCGGAGACCCAGAACCUGAAGAACGAGUGGCUGCAGGUGGACCUGGGUCAGGAGCGACUGGUGAAUGGCCUCAUCACUCAGGGGGGCAAGUUGCGCGAGCACAGGGUCUUCAUGCGCAAGUUCCGCCUGGCCUACAGCAGCACCGGCUCCAACUGGACUCUGGUGUUGGACAACGACACCAACAAGCCCAAGAUUUUCGAGGGGAACCAGAACUACGACACGCCGGAGCUGCGGAUGCUGGAUCCGCUGGUGACGCGCUUCCUGAGGGUGUACCCCGAGAAGGGCGGCACUGUCGGCAUGGGGCUGCGGCUGGAGCUGCUCGGCUGCAACCUGCAAGAGCCCGCCAUGCCCUCAUCUGCCCCCACCACGCCAUUACCGGACGAGUGUGAUGUCGACUCCGGCAGCUGCCACAGCAGUACUGUAGACAGUGACGAGGGCCCAGGUGCCACGACCCCGGAGGGAGUCACUCAGGAGAUGGAUGCGGAGGCAGACUUUGCGUGGCUUGAGUGUGACUUUGGCCGAACCAGUGAACCCUCAUUCUGCGGCUGGAACCCGGAGUCGGACGGGAACGUCAAGUGGGUCAUCCGGUCUGACGGAAAUUCAGGCACGGGCACUGGCCCCACCCUGGACCAUAAUGGUGACUUUGGGAACUUCGUCUACCUGCACUCGGUCUCCGACACUCAGGAGCGCGUGACGGGCCGGCUGGUGAGCCCUCUGAUGGGGCAAGACCCAGACGUGUGCCUGUCCUUCUGGUUCCACACGGCGGAGCCGCACGUCGGGAACCUGUUGGUGAGGCGGAGGAGGAACGGGGGCAGGCACAGAGACGACGAGCCCGUGCUGUGGAGUAACGGCGGACGCAGGGGGGGGCGCUGGACGCAGGGCCGCGUGCUGAUUCCCGCCUCCACGUCGCCCCACCAGGUGGUGAUUGAGGGGGUGCUGGAGAGUAACACCUGGGGCCACAUUGCCUUGGAUGACAUCAUGGUCCUGAGAGACUGCCUGGACAGUGAUAGGGUUCUCACCGUCCUUCCAAGUUUCAGCUCCGAGUUCGUCAUUAACAUAAACGCAGGUGCUCCAACGGAAUUUCCAGGGUCACCGGAUAAAAUCUCAUACACAGAUUACCCAGACGACAUCAUGGACGGCCCGGGGACCAUGCUGAGGACACUGGACCCCAUCCUGAUAACCAUCAUCGCCAUGAGCGCCCUGGGCGUUUUCCUGGGGGCCAUCUGCGGGGUCGUCCUCUACUGCGCCUGCUCCCACGGCGGCGUGUCGGACCGGAACCUCUCGGCACUGGAGAACUACAACUUUGAGCUGGUGGACGGCGUUAAGCUGAAGAAGGACAAGCUGAAUGCACAGAAAUCAUAUUCGGAAGCGUGAGGGUCACCAGCAAGGCGCCUCCUGUCCACAGAGGCUGGGACUGAGCCAGGCUUUUCUCAGGACCUGCAGUGAAGGAAACUCACCACUAGGGGGACACUGUGUAUAAAAUUGAAGGAAAAAAAUGUGUACAGUAAGAUGAUUAUUUUAAUUUAGUUUUUUUUUUUUUGUUGUUGUUUUCUUUUUCACUGAAAUAACCAGAUGCUGGUCCUGAGACCAAUCAAGAGGACAUUCUGGCGUAUUUGUCUUUUUUUCCUGGAUAGAACUUUAAUUUUAAGAUUUUAAAACUUUUUAUUUCGUCUUUGGUCGGAAAACCCCAAACGAACCACACUGCCAUGCAGUGUCUGUGUGUGCUCAGUGUGAGGCGCUAGUCGCACGUAUGGUUCCCGCAGUGCCUUCGUCACGCCUUGGGUGAUUUUUUUAUUUUAUUAUUAACAGUUCCGCCUUUAGUUCUGGACGCCGCGAGUAUCGUUCUGCCGAGUGGAUCCACGCAGGUUUCCCACCGUGUCCCAUUUUGUAUAUAAAUUAUAAUAUAUUUGAAAAAAGAACCUCUUUUAACAAAAAAAAGCUGCAGUGUUCUUCUCCACAGCCACAGAUGUGUCAUCGGAGAUUGUAGCCCGGCUGAGAGAAGCGCUCAUUUCUCGAUUUCCCUCGAAACGACCCCUGCUUUGUCAGAGCUUGGGUCUGGAGACAGUAUCUACAGCCCUGUCAUGUCAGCCUCGGUAACGUUCACGUUAAAUGGAUCAAGUAACUGAGAUGUUGUGAAAUAGCUCCCGUGGGUCAGGAGAAACAAGUCUGCUUUGUGUGUGCUGUGCUACGCCGGAGUGCGGUGGAAUCGAAGCCUCCGCUCGAUCUUCUCGUACCCCGGCUGUACCGCAAACUCUUACUGUAUCGGCGUGCGGGGCGGCUGACGCACAAUUCUGUGCGUUUACGGCGCUCCACCAGGUUAAUAGCUGCCAAUACGCUGCCUCAGGUCCGUGUCACUCGAGGGAGUCCGCUUCGUAAACCCGGUGGAACGCCGGUCCCUGUUGUCAGAUGGCCGUGGCGACGGGUCAGACGUGCCGUGUCCCGCAUCCAUUCUCUCUGUACCGUGUCGGAAGAGGAGAGCUGACGUCAACAGAGUUGUGAUAAAAGGACUCUGUAGUGUGGAAAUAAAAGAAACAAUGUUGCACUGAAGAAUAUAUUUAAAUGGUAAACGUGUUUAUAAUAUGAAUUUGUAAAAAAAAAAAAAAAAUGCAAAAGACAGUGUUACAAAUGUUUCUUUUUAUAUGAUUUCAGGUAAUGUGAUUUGAUUCUGCAAUGUACAAUUUACUGAGGUGUUUUUCAUCAUUGAGAAGCUAUAUCAAUUUGCUACAGUAACGUUUCCAUUUAAGAGUUAUGUUACCACUUGUUUUGUACUGUCAUCUGACGUUUGUGCUUUUCUUUUUUUAUGAGAAGUUUUAUUUUCAAUACUGCUUCUGUACUUUGCUGUUGUAGGAAAAAAAAUGAAUAAACAGCAAUGCCUUAAAAGCUAAAAUUAUGUUUGUACUGCGAUACCAGGGUCACGCUCAUAAACUCACCGCUGUCUCUCACUUUGACUUAUGACUACUACAUUCCAAAGAAUCAGAUGAAAUAAAUGUUUUAUUAAGAUGUG